CCGAUACAAAAGCACCUCCCUCUGGAACGUUGAUGCACAACUCUACUGUCCACUGGCUGAAGAGACGCUCACAGAGUCCAGAGAGCAUAUUUCUGUGGAUUCCCCUGACACUGUCCAUUCUGAUUCUACCAUGAUGUCACUUGCUCUUGAGGAGACUGUGACCUCUUUGGAGGUCAGACUGCGAGCUAGUGAGAAGACAGUGGAGGACCAGAGAGGCAUUAUUAAGGAGCUGAAGGAGAAGCAGGCCGAACAGGCUGCCGUGCUGAAGGAGCUGAAGAAGGAGCAAGAGGAGAGGAGGGUGUCUUUCUCCGCCUCCCUGCGAGAGCUAGGUGAUGCUGGGAGCAUGGGGCCUGAUGAAGAAGAAAGCACUCUCAUCUAUCAGCAUGUUAUAACCAAUAUCGGUGGCGCCUACAACCCCAACACAGGUGUGUUCAAAGCUCCGGUCAAGGGCGUCUACCAAUUCACCGUAUUCGCUCUGGGUCAAGGCCACGGGUCUACUGGUACUGGAGUCUGUCUCCAUAGAAACGGAGAGCACGUUGUGACAGCAUGGAGUCGGCAGCCGAGCGACAGGGUCUCCGCAUCCAACGGGACAUCUUUGCUUCUAGAAGAGGGCGACGAGGUGUGUGUGAAGCUCUGGCCCAACUCCUGGGUGUAUGAUAACGACAACCAUCUCACCACCUUUUCUGGGCACCUGCUCUUCCCCAUGUGAAUCCGUCUGGGCACCUGCUCUUUCCCAUGUGAAUCCGUCUGAUGGGAGUCUCGGUUUCUCAAAAGCUUCAGUCCCGAUAAGGGCAAACAAAGUCUUAAGCAAAGUUGCAAAGUCUUAAGCAAUAGGUUUAUCACUCUUAAUAGAUAGCAGAAAACUACCAACUGACUUUAAAACAUGUACAUCUUUUUUUUUUCUCACCACAAAUGCCACCUGUUUAGUUGAGUUUUCUCAUAGAUCUCCAUU
Messenger RNA from Alosa sapidissima (American shad), 952 nucleotides. RefSeq names its product complement C1q-like protein 2. The coding region runs from base 131 to 709 and encodes 192 amino acids. Lineage: Eukaryota; Metazoa; Chordata; Actinopteri; Clupeiformes; Clupeidae. Gene Ontology annotation, molecular function: protein binding. The record is from RefSeq and is a predicted model, not a curated record. The transcript is spliced from 4 exons.